AUGAUUGGUGGAGACAAUCUGAUUCACCAAGUCAAUGACACAACAACUACAACUACUACUGUUGCUGACCAAGCAACAUCAACAAUCCAAACAAAGGCAACAACAACAGAUAAUAAGCUCAUUGAUCUAACCGGUGGUGCAAUACUCAAUGACAAGUUACAAUACUUUCAACUGCAACACCUGACACAGUUGGAGACUGAUGGAUACAUCAUCAUAGAUGACUUUGUUGGACAGACUCUGCACGAUAGUUGCAGAAAGGAAACACUUCAACUCUACGACUCUGGUGACAAACUGCGUGAUGCCAACAUGAGUCGUGGUGACACCAAAUGGAAUGAUAAGUCAAUACGAUCAGACAAGAUCAUGUGGCUCAACAAGGACACCUGCUUGGACCUGAAAGAGGGAAGGAUACCACACAUCUCAACAUUACUGGCACGACUGGAGCAACUCAGAUCAGAACUCAAUGCCGUCAUACCAAGUCUCCACUUGGAUGAGACCAGAACACAAUCACAGCUGGCCAUCUAUCCAUCUGGUGGUCGAUACAUCAAACACACUGACUCCUUUGUAGGUGGCAACAGUCGUCGAAUCACAUGUAUAUACUAUCUCAAUCCUGGAUGGAAGCCUCAGGAUGGUGGUGAGCUUAGACUAUACAUGCCUCAGCUACAACAACAACAACAACAACAUGACAACUUAACAACAACAGUUGAUAUCGAACCACUCGGCGAUCGACUUUUGCUCUUCCUAUCAGAGUACAUUCCACAUGAAGUCAGACCAUCCCUAGCAGACUCGCGAAUUGCAAUCACAACUUGGUUCUAUUGA
Messenger RNA from Acytostelium subglobosum LB1, 816 nucleotides. RefSeq lists its product as hypothetical. Bases 1 to 816 code for a protein of 271 amino acids. The record is from RefSeq and is a predicted model, not a curated record. The transcript has a single exon. Gene Ontology annotation, biological process: cellular response to hypoxia. NCBI's taxonomy places the organism in Eukaryota, Evosea, Eumycetozoa, Acytosteliales, Acytosteliaceae. Gene Ontology annotation, molecular function: peptidyl-proline dioxygenase activity; ferrous iron binding; L-ascorbic acid binding.